Leptidea sinapis is the source of this 2683-nucleotide messenger RNA. RefSeq names its product isopentenyl-diphosphate Delta-isomerase 1 (gene Idi). Gene Ontology annotation, cellular component: cytoplasm. Gene Ontology annotation, molecular function: isopentenyl-diphosphate delta-isomerase activity. The transcript has 6 exons. Gene Ontology annotation, biological process: isoprenoid biosynthetic process; isopentenyl diphosphate biosynthetic process. The record is from RefSeq and is a predicted model, not a curated record. NCBI's taxonomy places the organism in Eukaryota, Metazoa, Arthropoda, Insecta, Lepidoptera, Pieridae. Bases 225 to 980 code for a protein of 251 amino acids.
AUUGAGUUGUCGUAUUUACAAAAUAAUUAUUUUUAUUUUGUUCGUAACUCUGAUUGAGAUGGAGGUGUCGCUUAUUUUACUAAACCGUGUAAAUUAAAUUGGUGUUUCUAUAAUCUAAAAGUAAAUCUAUACUAUUGAGCUGGACCUACGUAUAAUAAAAGAAAUAACAGGAGACGAGUAGAAAUUUGAAGACAUUGUUACUAUUUAAAAUAUUAUUAAAAAAAAUGCUUGUAAGGCGCUUUGCGAGGUCUUUGUGGAAAGACAGUAUAAGAAUAGAGAGACGGUAUUUAGCUGAUACAACAAAACCUCAGCCUGAUGAAUCUGAAGGGGUUGAGCCAGUCCAGCUGGAUGCACUAGAUAAGGAUAUUUGCCUGCUGGUUGAUGAAAAGGAUAACUUUAUUGGAACAGCUACAAAACGGGAGUGUCAUAAAGUGGGUCCAGAUGGUAGUGUGCCUCUGCAUAGAGCUUUCAGUGUAUUUUUAUUUAACAAGAGGGGAGACAUGUUUCUGCAAAGAAGAUCGAGCCAAAAAGUAACAUAUCCAGAUUAUUAUACAAAUGCCUGUUGCAGCCAUCCCCUCUACAUAGACGGCAAAGCUGAAGACAUUGUAACAGCAGCAAUUCGCAGGCUGAACCAUGAACUGGGCAUACCGAAAGAUCAGAUGGAUCCGGAGAUGUUUACGUUCCUGACCCGCGUGCACUACCACGAUCCCGGAGACGGCGUGUGGGGCGAGCAUGAGAUAGACCACAUCCUGUUCUUCCAGAGCGAUGUCAAGGUCAAACCCAACUCCGACGAGAUAUCCGAGUACUGCUUCGUGCCCAAAGACGAGUUUAACGCUUAUCUUCCCACCCUGGAAGGACCUAUAACACCAUGGUUCAAUAUGAUACGCCGCCACCGACUUAAACUAUGGUGGAAUAACCUUCACCGAAUCAAGGAGCUCGCUGAACCUGACAAAAUUCAGAAGUUCUUGAACGAGAAAUAAUUCAUUGAGUUAUCUAACUGGUCUUAUAUCACUGUGAUGGCCGUUUUGGCGUCAUCUCUCCUUAAGCUUUUAAACUAUUUUUAUGGAACAAUUACUGUUUCUUUUGAUUCUAAGUGAACACAUUGUGUUACGACAUAAUUGAAAUUAGUCAAAGCGGCCACCAUAACGUGAUAAUAUAAUCGUUCAGUCAUUCACAUUACUUUCGCCGCCGUUUAUCUGUCCCACACACGCAUGAUCGCAUAUUUAAACUGAAAGAAUUUCUUACUAAUAUUGCCGCCAAAAAAUGGCGGAUUGAUAGUCUGCUUAUCUAUAACAUGUGUAUGUAAUAUCGUAGUAUUAUUUUAUGGUUUUAAAUCUUAAUUUCCUCGCAGGGGUGUAUGGUUUAGAUUGUAACUAGGGUUUCUCAUAAAAUUAAUUCUGAGUAGAGUCCCAUCAUUUCCUCGUUGUAACGAGAGGCGCAAAUUUUCUGUCUGACAAAUCGAUCCGAGCAUAGUUACUAAUGUCAAACACUAUUUGCCCGCGUUGACAGAAUUCUUUGUAGCGCUGGGCAUAAACGCAUAUUACUUUAUUGUUGUAUCUACUCUUUGUUUAUAAGAAAGACGACUAGAUAACGACGUAGAUAAUACAAUAACACAAUUAUAUUCAUCCAAGCACGAUAAACAAAUUAAUGCUACGGCCACACUACUUUCUGUCUACCGCUCUUACCGCAAUAAUCAUCGCUUUCGAAAGAAUGGCUCCCCGGAGCUAUUCUCCUGGGGCCUACUCCUAAAAUCGAUAUUCGAUAUAUCGUGGCAUUAGUCGUGUCGAAUCCUACUCUUAGUUACAUCGUAUAUUCAAUGUCGAAACGAUGAUUGAACGAACGAAACAUUUUUCGAUACUAUCGGUCCUAACCCUACUCUUAGUUGAAAAUGUCAGAUUCGAAUUCGACGAACAAUUAAACGUCACUUUUACGAUAAUCUCAACGACACCUUCAAGGCUGUCGUUUCUACUAUCGUUUCAAGUUGUAUAGAUAUAUUUGCCAUACAAUAUACACACUUAAUAAAUAAAAUUGAAAUAAUUAUAUGUGAUUUACUAUUCAACAGGUUUUUUUUUCUACCAAGUAAUUUCAAGUCAGUUCAAGUCAUUUUGUUGAUCGUUUAUGCGUCGAAAGUAAUGCAAAUGGCCGCCUUAGAAAUAGGAAGUUGACGAGAAGGGUUGAGUUACUUUUUUUUACAUUUAAUUAUCUGCAAGUUUUGUAUUAUUUAUUAAAUUUUAAGUGGUCAUAUUAUAUUCAUUACAUAAUUUUUGAAUAUUUAAAUUUUGUGUAAAUGAUACCAAAUUGGUGGUGCAGAGUCUGGCAUGGUCCUUAGCGUCUAAACUAUGUUUUGACUUUUGACACUUAACAGCGACUACGAUUUUUUAGACAUUAGUAUUAUGAAUUAUCACUAAUAUAUUAUAAGGCUGGUGGUGUUAACUUAACUUAAACUUCAACAUCAGCUUGCAGUGCUACGCUGUUAUUACUGGUGGACAUUUAUCACACAUUAAUUUUAAGUAAUCCUUGUAAGCAUUUUAGUUAGAUGCGACAAUUAUUAGGUUAUUUUUUGUUUGGCAAUAUAUAAGUUGAUGUAUCUUAUUCGUUAGUUAUACCAAAUGAUUUAAUUUAAAUAAUUAUAUUGUAUAUUAAUUCAUAUUUUGGUGCCUAAAUAAAAUAUAUUUAUGAAAAA